AUGUUGGUGAGGAACGCAAAGAAUAGGAUCCUUCUUGGCCAACCUUGGAAGGGGUGUAUCCGAUAUAACUCAUCGACACAGAAAAAACAGGAUGCCAGCGAGGAUGCGGGCGUGUCGCAAGGUCCCACGAAAGUCACCGACUUUAGUCUUAACGACAUCUUUAGCAGAAUUAAAAAAUCGUCGGUGAAAGCUGCCGAAUUGAAGAAACAACGAGAAAGUGAAGCAAAAGAGCGAGACGAGGCCAGAAAGACUCGGUUGCAGCUGGGGUUUCGCAAAGAAGGCGGCCAGUCUGGGUUUCCUGGCAAAGGCCAGUCUGGGUUUCCUGGCGACAACAGACAAGCCAGGGGCCCACAACGUCCGUUUCGUGGCGAAGGAAGAAAUUCGCCGCAAUCUCAGCAGGACGCACGAGCAAGGGCAAGUUACUCUCACACCACGGAAAACAGACGCUCAGGAUUUUUUUCAAACAACGCGAGAACGAAUCUUGGCCAAGAGUCUCGUGCGUCAGAUUCUGAACCAGCUUCAACCCAAUCUUUCUCUAGAAGAGGAAAAGACAAUUCAAAACGUGAUCAAGUCGCAAAAAUGGGAUACGAGAACACGUCUUUAUUCGAAGGACCUCAAGAGUCUUCUCAGCGUGCCAAAUUAUUCCCGUCAGUCGGUGGAUAUAACGACGGGGCUCAAAGACGUCAAAGACAAGCGAGAUCAAGUUCAUUCACGAGAAAGCCACCAUUUGCAAGAGGAAAAGCCGAAGGUAGAAAAACAGCCAGAUUUGGUCAAGCCGAAUCAAAACCAACGGUUGCUGGUAGGAUCGAGUCGAAAGAAUUGGUCGCGGCGGACUUGAAUCCGCAAAUGACCCCCGAGCAUUUUUUCUACGGUAGAGCUCCCAGUUUCUUGAAUUCUUCCCUUUCUUCGAGGUUGGCCUCCAUUGCCAAAUUGACAUUGAUUGACUCAAAGUAUCCGUAUCAACUCCCAAGGGAGAUUAUCGACCAAGCUCCACCUACGCGUCACAACCAGUUCAUUUUGCAAAAGAACUGGGAAGUCGAACCCCAGCAGGAGUUGUUGAAGUAUAGAGUAAACACCAUUGGAUUGGGCAAACCUGAACUGAUUGACGCCACGGAUGCUACGAAUCCCGUGUUGAAGAAGGUUGCGCAUGAUAUUGAAAUCAAUGCUUCGAUGAAUAUAGCACAGAAACAGACCAUGUUUGACACUAUUAGGGACAUGAACAACAUCAAGGACAUUUUCAAAAACGCUCCUUGGAGAAAACAGGCUUCAAAUUAG
Messenger RNA from Lodderomyces beijingensis, 1275 nucleotides. NCBI's taxonomy places the organism in Eukaryota, Fungi, Ascomycota, Pichiomycetes, Serinales, Debaryomycetaceae. The record is from the annotation of a GenBank genome assembly.